AUGAGUAUCAAUAAAACCGACGAGGAUCUCGAGCGGGCGGAGAUUGAUGCCCGAGUGGGGUCUUCCCACUAUCAUGAAAAGCCUCACGCAGAGUCUGAACGGCCGAGGACCUCAGAGACCUCCUCAACGGGCUCAAGCAGCUCCAUCGACUAUGAUCCCCAAUUUCGCAGACUGCAGUCGCGCAAUACAGAGGUCGAUCUGGAGCGCCAACGAACGAACUUGUCCCAGGCACUGAGUCGCAUUGAAACUCAACGCCUCCAACAUUCUCUGACUGUCGGCGAGAGCGUGAAAUCGCGACAAUCCAAGCUUCCCCUCCCGGCAUUCGGCGCUGGAAAACCUUAUCCCCCGCAGUUGCCAAACCGCGAGGACUACGUUGUCGAAUUCGACGGGCCAGAUGAUCCUCUAUACCCUCAGAACUGGCCUUUAAAGACAAAAAUUUAUAUCAGCGCUAUGCUCGCAUUCACAAGCAUCUGCUCGACCUUUGAUUCUGCCAUAUUCAGCGCCUCUUCAAAAAAUGUUUCCUCGUAUUUCGGCGUCGGUCUCGAAGUCUCCGUUCUAUCCAGCACCCUGUACAUUGUCGGCUACGCUUCGGGGCCCCUACUCUGGGCGCCACUUUCCGAGCUCAAGGGUCGUCGCCCCGGUAUCAUCAUUGCUAUGCUGGGCUUCGGUAUUUUUAAUACAGCAGUGGCAGUGUCAAAAGAUAUCCAGACACUAAUGAUUUGUCGCUUUUUCUGCGGUAUCUUUGGAAGUUCGCCCCUGGCGGUCGUCGCUGCUGUGUUCUCCGACAUUUACAACAACCGUACCCGUGGUACUGCGAUCGCUUGUUUCUCUGGCACUGUGUUCCUGGGCCCUCUGGUUGCACCUUUCAUUGGGGGUUUCAUCAACAUGUCCUAUCUGGGUUGGCGGUGGACAGCCUAUAUCCCUGCAUUUAUGGGGUAUGCGGCUUUCGUGUUGAACCUCUUUUUCCUUAAGGAAUCCUAUCCGCCUGUGGUGCUGAUUGACAAAGCUGCAGAGCUACGCCGUCGGACAAAGAACUGGGGAAUCCACGCCAAGCAGGAGGAAAUUGAGGUGGACUUCAAGGAGCUGAUGAUCAACAACUUCUCGCGCCCGCUCCGCUUGCUCUUCGGCGAGCCACUUAUCCUGGCAGUCACGGUCUAUCUCAGUUUCAUCUACGGUCUUCUUUACUGUUUCCUGACAGCCUAUACCGUUGUCUUCCAGGGUGUGUAUGGUUUCAAUGCCGGUGUCAGUGGACUUCCCUUGUUCGGCAUGGUCGUUGGUCUGCUCACUGCUGCCUCAUACAUUAUUAUUUCCAGCAAAUCGUAUAACAAAAAGCUUGAUGCGAACAGCGGCGUGCCUGUUCCCGAGUGGCGCUGUCCUCCUGUGAUCCUUGGUGGUGUCCUCUUUGCGGCUGGACUUUUCUGGUUCGGAUGGACUGGAUUCUCAGGCACUGUCCACUGGAUCGUGCCAACCUUGAGUGGUUUGUUUACUGGAUUCGGUCUUCUGAUCAUUUUCAUCCAACUCUUCAACUAUUUGAUUGAUACCUAUCUCAUGUUUGCCGCAUCUGCCAUCGCCGCCAACACGUUCUGUCGUUCAAUGGUCGCCGCCAGUUUCCCUCUAUUCUCACGUCAAAUGUUUGAGAACAUGGGCAUCCAAUGGGCUUCGACUCUGCUUGGUUGUGUUGCCGCUUGCCUGGUUCCUAUUCCGAUUGCAUUCUAUUUCUAUGGCAGGAGACUUAGAAUGAAGAGCAAGUUUGCUCCCUUCUUCGAGCCUGCCGCGGAAGCAUUUGCGCCUGAAGAAGAGACUGGCGAGGAGACAGAAGUUGCUGAGGCUUCCUAG
Molecule: messenger RNA, 1836 nt
Organism: Penicillium maclennaniae
Lineage: Eukaryota; Fungi; Ascomycota; Eurotiomycetes; Eurotiales; Aspergillaceae
Product: MFS transporter
Exons: 3
Coding region: 1-1836 (611 amino acids)
Biological process (GO): transmembrane transport
Molecular function (GO): transmembrane transporter activity
Source: RefSeq, a predicted model, not a curated record